GGGGGUCUAUUCUCAAACGUAUCGAACCACGCUUUCGAUCAAUAGUUGAUCGAAAACAACUUUGAUUUCGAUUGAUAACAAAAAUACUAUUCUCAAACCGCUUUCGAUCAUUAGUUCGAUAGGAAUAUUCGACAAUAUACAACGAUAGUGAAUUUGGUGUCGAAAACUGUUUUCGACACACAAUUUUCACUGUAAUCAACUAAUUUAUCAGUUUUUUCAAUUUAUUGUUCGUACUUGUAUCGUAUUUAGUACUAUAAUCUAUAAUUAAUAAUUAAAAGAGUAUAGUUCGCGAACGAGAAUGAAUGUUUAAAUAUUUAUCAUGGCAUUUGAUGACGAUUUUGAGAUUUACAAUAUAAUGCAAAUUAAUGAAUUAGAAAUUCAAAACGAAAUUAAUAUUACUAAUGAAGUAAGACGAGUUAUGAAACAAGAAGAUCCUUUUGCACUCUCUGAACAACAGUUUAUUGGUACUUAUCGUUUAAGUAAGGUGCUUGUACAAAAGUUAACGGAUGAGUUAAGUCCUUUCAUGUCAAGUCCGUCAACAAUUGCUGGACUAAGUAUUCAAAGAAAGUUAUUAACAGCUCUCAGAUUUUUUGCAAGUGGAAGUUACCAGCAAGAUAUAGGGGAACACAGAGGUGCUACUGUAAGUCAAGCUUCAGUUAGUAGAUGCAUUACUGAAGUAGCUAAUGCUUUAAAUGUUCCAGAAAUACUUAAUAAAUAUAAACAUUUUCCGAGUACUAUUGAUGAACUCAAAGAAGUUCGUUUAGGGUUUUAUGAAAAAUUUGGAAUACCUGGAGUCGUUGGUGUCAUUGAUGGGACUCAUAUUGCCAUUGUACCACCUAAGUCUGACGAGCCUAUUUAUCCAGAACAUGUAUAUAUUAAUAGAAAAGGAUAAAAAAUAUUGUAAAUAAAAUAAUUUAUACUAUGUUUGAUAAAGAUUUGUGAUUCAAACCUCCAAAUUUUGAAUAUAUGUGCCAAAUUUCCAGGAAGUACACAUGAUAGUCAUAUUUGGCGUCUAAGUCCUGUAUUAGGA
Sipha flava (yellow sugarcane aphid) is the source of this 1030-nucleotide messenger RNA. RefSeq names its product putative nuclease HARBI1. Lineage: Eukaryota; Metazoa; Arthropoda; Insecta; Hemiptera; Aphididae. The record is from RefSeq and is a predicted model, not a curated record.